AUGGACGGAACUUCGAUCGCAUCUCGACUAUCACAACUUCCAAAUGGACUGGGCUCACCUGGAUUCCCACCCAAUUCCCAUGAUGGCACCCAUCACAAUCCACUCGGUACACCCGGUCUAAACGAUCCUCGUACAUCUAUGAUCGGUAAUCCAUCUGCAUAUCUACAAAAUCUAUCAAAUUCAUCCUUCAGUCCAUCUUACAGUCAAUUUCUCUCGUCCUCGCUGACUCAGUCGUUGGACGGGUUAGAUCCCGAUAUUAUGAAACGUCCCUUUGACACAUCUACUUUACCUGUUAAUCCUAUGAACGGGAUGCAACCUCAAAUAGAUUCCUCAUCUUCCAACUUUGAUAGUUUCCCACCUAAAAAGGCGAGAUACGAUGCUUCCAUCCAGAACAACGCUGCAAUAGCUACUCCAGGUGGACCAACCAAUCUUGGUGGAAACAAACCUUUCACUCCUGGGUUCAAUGCUGGAUCAAAUAACGGAUUUACCGGUACCCCGCUUAACCUUGGUGGACCUCUCAACCAGACCCCACAACAAACCCCUGGUAUAGGUCAACCUGGUUCGGCCACCGGAAACGGUCUGCAAAGUACUCCGUUUAUGAUGAAUGGGUUGAAUGGUAUGAUGGGUAUGGGUGGAUUUGGUAUGGGCGGAUUCCCCUUGAACAUGCAAAAUUAUGCUGGAUCACCAAUCGUCUCUCCAUCGAUGAACCCUAACACGAUGACUGGUAAUUACGGUCCUGCUGCUGCUGCUGCCGCGGCCGCCGCUGCUGGAAAUACGACUGGUCGAACCGUCUAUGUCGGCAAUCUUCCAUCUGAGGCUUCCGUUGACGAACUCCUCAAUCUGGUUCGAUUCGGACCGAUCGAGACCGUCCGAUUAUUACCUGAAAAAUCAUGUGUGUUCAUCUCUUUCCUCGACGGUUCAACCGCUGCUGCCUUCCACGCCGAUGCUUCAGUCAAGAAGCUGGCUCUUCACGGACAAGAAUUGAAGAUCGGAUGGGGUAAACCUUCCGUCGUUCAUCCCAACGUCCAAGCUGCUGUGGCCAACAGUCAAGCUACGAGGAAUGUCUUUGUUGGUAAUCUCGAUCCCGAGAUGAACGAACAACAAUUGAGGAAUGAACUCAGUAGAUUCGGUCCCAUCGACCAAGUCAAGAUUGUCAGAGAUAAGAACAUUGGAUUCAUCCAUUUCCUGAGCAUUGGGACUGCUAUCAAGGUUGUUAACCAACUACCUGGUGAACCUGGGUGGGAAGGCAAACGAGUCAAUUAUGGAAAGGACCGAUGUGCAUAUGUGCCAAAAGCUCAACAAGAUGCCGUCCGACAAGCUCAAACGCAAGCUAUGACCGCCGUCGCUUCCCAACAUGCUCAAAUGCCCGGAACUCCAUUUUCCUCUUUCUCUCCUAUGACAGCUGGAUUUGGUGGAUUUGGUACACCCGCUUCAGCAGGUUUCGGUUCCCCUCUCUUCGGUAAUGGAUUUCCCUCUGCGGGUAAUUCCGGCUUCAUGGAUAGCAAUGGCGCUAAUCAAGUUGGUAAUCGAACUGUCUACCUUGGUAAUAUACACCCUGACACGACGGUCGAAGAACUAUGUAAUAACAUCCGAGGAGGAAUGGUACAACAGAUCAGAUAUCUCACUGAGAAACACAUUGCUUUCAUAACAUUCGUUGAUCCAGCAGCUGCCAUGCAAUUCUUCCAACAUGCUCAUUCGGUCGGACUCUUAAUCAAUUCUCGACGAUUGAAAGUAGGAUGGGGUAAAGCAUCUGGACCUCUACCUGCCUCUUUACUCCAAGCUAUCCAAUCUGGAGCGAGUAGGAAUGUCUAUAUCGGUCAGAUCGCCGAUUUCACCUUGUUCAGCGAAGAGAAAUUACGUCAGGACUUUGGAGAGUUCGGUGAAAUCGAUAUGAUCAACUUCUUGCAAGAGAAAGGUGCUGGAUUUGUCAACUUCACUUCCAUCCAAAGUGCGCAAAAAGCGAUUGAAGGUAUCAAGCUCAAACCUGAAUAUGCUACUCUGCGUAUCUCUUACGGUAAAGAUAGAUGUGCCAACCCUCCCAGAGCGUCUCAUCAAACGCCAGGUGGUAGACCCAACAAUCACCGGGUUGAUUCCAACCAAACACCCAAAGAGCCCAUCCCUUCCACUAACGAUGUCAAACCUGCUAAUGAAGAAUUACUGGGAGAUGCAGAUUACCCCAUAGAAGACGAUGGUUAUCUAGGUGAAGAAUUGACUGAUGUGCCAACUUCUUACGAGUAA
Molecule: messenger RNA, 2238 nt
Organism: Kwoniella mangroviensis CBS 8507
Lineage: Eukaryota; Fungi; Basidiomycota; Tremellomycetes; Tremellales; Cryptococcaceae
Exons: 9
Coding region: 1-2238 (745 amino acids)
Biological process (GO): mRNA splicing, via spliceosome
Cellular component (GO): cytoplasmic stress granule
Molecular function (GO): mRNA binding
Source: RefSeq, a predicted model, not a curated record